Messenger RNA from Ruditapes philippinarum (Manila clam), 2310 nucleotides. RefSeq names its product phenylalanine--tRNA ligase beta subunit-like. The transcript has 19 exons. The record is from RefSeq and is a predicted model, not a curated record. Gene Ontology annotation, molecular function: RNA binding; phenylalanine-tRNA ligase activity; magnesium ion binding. NCBI's taxonomy places the organism in Eukaryota, Metazoa, Mollusca, Bivalvia, Venerida, Veneridae. Gene Ontology annotation, cellular component: phenylalanine-tRNA ligase complex; cytoplasm. The coding region runs from base 112 to 1851 and encodes 579 amino acids. Gene Ontology annotation, biological process: phenylalanyl-tRNA aminoacylation.
UCAAUACCCGGAAGUGACUAUCAAACGUGUUCGCCGGCCGACGGACUAGACAAUUUUUCUUAUAUUUUAUAUUAAUUUUGGUAUAUCUGUUAAUUGGUGUAGGAAAUCACUAUGCCAACAGUUUCAGUAAAUAGGGAAGAACUUUUUAAGGUUCUUGGCAGGAGCUAUACAUUUGAGGAGUUUGAUGAACUAUGUUUUGAGUUUGGUUUGGAGGCAGAGAUGGCUGAGGAUGAGGAAGGCCAAGGGGACAGUACUGAGGUUACUUAUAAAAUUGAGGUUCCAGCCAACAGAUACGACUUGCUUUGUAUUGAAGGGAUCGGAAGAGCUCUUCUUGUUUUCUUGGAAAGGUUGAAGGCACCAAGGUAUAAGUCUGUGGCACCCACAUCUGGUGCCAGACAGCAGCUUAAGAUUCUGCCAGCCACUGGUCAAGUACGUCCAUUUGCCGUGGCCGCUGUACUGAGAAAUAUUAAAUUUACCGAGGAUAGGUACAAAAGCUUCAUAGAUCUUCAAGAUAAACUGCAUCAAAAUAUUUGCAGGGUGAGAAAGUUGGUUGCCAUAGGAACGCACGACCUUGACACCAUACAAGGACCAUUCAUAUAUGAUGCUAAACCACCAGCAGAUAUCAAGUUCAAGGCAUUGAAUCAAACACAAGAAAUGACGGCUGUAGAACUGAUGAAACUUUACUCCGGAGACAGUCAUCUGAAAGCGUAUUUACCUAUCAUCCAAGAUAAACCAGUCUACCCAGUAAUCUAUGAUAAAAAUGGAGUUGUUUUAUCCAUGCCUCCUAUCAUCAAUGGUGAGCAUACAAAGAUCACCCUAGAGACCAAGAAUGUGUUUAUAGAAUGCACGGCAACAGAUCUGACGAAGGCUAAGAUAGUGCUGGACACCAUCGUUACCAUGUUCGGACAAUAUUGUGAGGAACCUUUUGUGAUAGAGCAAGCCGAAGUCAUACAGCCAGACGGUACUACAGUUGUUUAUCCUGAACUUGCCUAUAGACAUGAAGUGGUAAAUGUUGAGGAAAUCAACAAAAAAGUGGGCAUAAAUAUAGAAGGAGAUAAGAUGGCUAGACUGUUGACUAAGAUGUACCUGGAAUCCGAGGUGAUCGACGGGGGUAAAAAUAUACGAGUAGAAGUACCACCUACUAGAGCUGAUGUAUUGCAUGGGUGUGAUAUAUUUGAGGAUGUGGCUAUAGCUUACGGUUUUAACAACUUGACCUGGACCAUACCCAACACCAGCACAAUAGCUAAUCAGUUUCCAUUGAACAAGCUAACAGACCUAAUGAGACAGGAAGUUGCUGCGUCAGGCUUUACAGAAGUUCUCACCUUUGCCUUGUGUUCUCGAGAUGAUAUUGCAGACAAACUGAGACAGGAUAUUAAAACACGUAAUGCAGUCCAUAUUGCGAACCCAAAAACGCUUGAAUUUCAGGUUGCUAGGACGACGCUGUUGCCAGGGAUACUUAAGACCAUAUACCACAAUAAGAACAUGCCGCUGCCACUUAAACUUUUUGAAAUAUCAGAUGUUGUCUUAAAAGAUGAAAAUAAAGAUGUCGGAGCCAGAAAUGAACGCCACCUGUGUGCAGUGAACUAUAACAAGUCAUCCGGAUUUGAGAUAAUUCAUGGUUUAUUGGAUAGAUUAAUGCAAUUGCUGGAGGUACCCGCCACAAAAGAUGGCACCGGUUACUUCAUCAAAGCUUCAGAAGAUAAAACAUAUUUCCCGGGACGAUGUGCAGAUAUCAUGUUACGGGGAAAAUCAAUCGGAAAGCUUGGUGUUCUACAUCCCGAGGUGAUCACGACCUUUGACCUCAACAUGCCAUGUUCUGCUCUAGAGAUCAACCUUGAGGCGUUAAGAUAGUGUGAGAGGAGAUUAAAAAAGUUUUUCGAAGAAUUUAUUUAUUCUCUGAUCACAGUGAUUCAUUGGACAUGAGAAUAUAAACUGCAUUUAAAUUAAAUUUAACUGUUAAUUUUUGCAAUACAGAUUGUUCAUUCGAAACAGUCAUACAGACAGGAAUAUGUUAGAGAUGAAUUUGUUUCUUCGGAAUACUAACAUUUUAAAGGUCACGGCUGAGGUGUAAUAGUUUAGUGGUCUGGAUGUUUUACAAAGGAAAUUGAUUUGAGUUAUAUUUGUGUUGUAACCAUGUUUUGACGUGAGCACACAUUAUCCCAGAGAAUGAAUUUGAUAAGAAUUGAUAUGAAUUUUUUACAAUCUAAGCUUCUGAAUCUAAGCUUCUUUACAAGAGAUGUAAAUUUGAUAUGUUGUAUUAAGGUAAUUUUCUUUACUUCUUAAGCUUGUGAAAAUAUAGUAUUAUCUGCA